Hippocampus comes (tiger tail seahorse) is the source of this 4500-nucleotide messenger RNA. It is a transcript of the gene myom2b, whose product is annotated as myomesin 2b. Gene Ontology annotation, biological process: sarcomere organization. Gene Ontology annotation, cellular component: M band. The transcript is spliced from 41 exons. The record is from RefSeq and is a predicted model, not a curated record. Gene Ontology annotation, molecular function: protein binding. NCBI's taxonomy places the organism in Eukaryota, Metazoa, Chordata, Actinopteri, Syngnathiformes, Syngnathidae. Bases 145 to 4374 code for a protein of 1409 amino acids.
UUGGGGAGAGGCAGGUGGGGGUCCGUUGGAGACGCUGGUGGCUUACUUGGUCUGGGACAGGGUUUAGGCUCCCCCGUGGAUUUUGACUGACAACUGAAGUUGCUGCUAAGGAAAUCACAAAGGGUCACGAUCCGCCGUGUCACCAUGUGGGGGUUGAUCAAGCACGGGAAUUACAACCAUGACUACUACCAUAAACAGAGCCAGUAUGUGGUUAAAGAAUACAGCAGCUCCGAGGAGACGGUGGAUAGAUAUGAAUAUAAAACACGAGCUCACAUCCAGGAAGUGUUGAAUAUGAAGAUGCCGCACAAGUACGUGCGAGAGGAGCCGAUGAUCAGGGGGCCAUCCUUCCUGGUCCGACUCAGGUCUCACACCGUCUUUGAAAACACUCCAAUCAACCUUUUUUGUACUGUGGAAGGCUAUCCACUGCCUAUUGUGAAAUGGUAUAAAGAUGGUAUGAUCCUGGACAUGUCCUCUGGAAAGUAUCUAGUCGAAGCAAAAGGAGGAGUCCACUCUCUGGAAAUUACAAGAUGUUCAACUGAUGAUACAGCCAUGUACACAGUUAUGGCUGGUAACAUCCAUGGACAAGCGACAAGUCAGGCUUCUGUUAUUGUGAAGAGGUACAAGAAAGAAGAGUUUUGCCCGUAUGGAUGGAUGCCUUAUGUUGCAGUGCUUCCAAAGAUCCAAUUCACUAAAAUCCACAUUACCUUUACGGAUAAGUUUGGACCGGUGUUUGCUUCUGAAGGAGAUUCUGCUACUCUGACUGCCAGUAUGACCCUUGAACCCAACCUGGCCAACCUGCAACCUGAGGCCCAGUGGUACAGAGAUGACACUCGUUUGUUUGAUUCGAAAUGGGUCAAAAUUGAAACGGGGCGAGGAGUCAGCACCUUGACUCUUCCUCACCUCUACAAAGAAGACGAAGGCUUAUAUACACUGCGCAUGGUGACGAAAGGAGGCGUUGCAGAACACAGUGCAUUUGUCUCUGUUGCAGAUGGUCCUCCCCCAGUUUCUGGUGCACCUGGUGCUCCAAUGGACAUAACCAUUCACGAUGCCAACAGAGACUAUGUCAUCGUGUCAUGGAAGCCUCCCAAUACAACGACAGAGGGUCCAAUCCUGGGAUACUUUGUGGACAAAAGUGAGGUCGGCACUGAAAACUGGAAUCAAUGCAACGAUCAGCCCUUUAAGAUCUGUAAAUAUCCAGUGGCCGGCCUGUUUGAAGGACAUUCGUACUGCUUCCGGGUCCGAGCCGUCAACGCCAAAGGAAUCAGCAAACCUUCCCGCAUGUCUGAGCCCAUUGCUGCACUGGACCCGACUGAAUUUGAGAGGCUGCACACUAAAAAACUUGGAGGGAAGCUGGACGUUGUCUCUUACCAUGAUGAAGAAGAAGCUGAAGGAAAACCUCCAGGUUCUCCAUCAGGGGUCUGCGCAUCGGAAACUGACAGGACUUAUGUUGUUCUGAGUUGGAAAGCUCCAGCAAAGUCCAGCAAAGCUCCCAUGUGGUACUACAUAGAAAAGACCAUGGCAGACAGCGACGCGUGGCAGCGCGUUAACACUCCGGUCCCAAUUCGCUCCCCUCGCUAUGCUGUCUUUGACCUGUCAGAGGGUAAACAGUACAAAUUCAGAGUCGUUUCCACAAACAUGUACGGAACCAGUGAGCCAUCGGAACCAAGUCGACCUAUUGAAACCCAAGAACUUAAAGGUGUGCCUUCAGCUCCCGGCCAGGUGAUUGCAACUCGGGAAACCGACACCACCGUCCUCAUCCAGUGGACUCCGCCAAAAGAACCCAACAGUUUGAUUGGCUACUACAUCGACCAGUGUGUGAAGGGGUCCAAAGACUGGACCUCAGCCAACCACAAACCGCACAAGAGCACUAAGUUUGUGGUUAGCGGUCUUACAACAGGAGAAACCUACGUGUUCCGUGUACAGGCUAUCAAUGAGAUUGGCCUCAGUGAGGAGUCCCAGGAGUCUGCGCCUCUAACUGUCAAGGCUGCCCUCACCACGCCUUCUGCUCCUUAUAAGAUUGCUCUGGUGGACUGCGACGGACAUUCAAUGGUCUUGAAUUGGAAGAAGCCCCUUCACUCCGGAGGAUCACCUAUUAAGGAAUAUUACGUGGAUAAAAGAUGCAGUGGAACAGAAAUGUGGAGGGAGAUCAAUAUCCCACCUAUCGCUGAAAGACUUUUCAAAGUGGAGGGUUUGACAGAAGGCGCAGUGUAUCAGUUCCAAGUGUAUGCGGCCAAUCUUAUUGGCUUGGGACCAGCAUCCAAACACUCAGCCGACUACACUUGUGAAGCCUGGACAAUGCCUGAGCCAGGCCCUGCUUAUGAUCUGACUUUUUGUGAGGCUAGAGACGAUUCUGUGGUGCUUGAAUGGCAAAAACCAGUCUACAUUGGUUCUGGACCAAUCACUGGUUAUCAUGUGGAGUAUGCUAAGAAGGGCACUAAUGAAUGGACUACAGCCAACGAAACGGCCACCAAGCAAUGCUUCCUUAAGGUGACAGGUCUGGAAGAGGGCUGCACCUAUGACCUCAGGGUGCGUGCUGUCAAUGAUUCAGGUGUAGGCACGGCCUCAGUGAACUCCGACCCUGUCACUGCCAAGGCUUUGCCAGGCUCCCAGGAGGUGUCCUGCUGUGUGGAUAAGAAGACGGGUGACAUUGUUUUCACGUUUGAGUCGUGCCAAAUGAAUGCAAACUCUCAGUUCGUCUGGAAGAAAGAUUACGAAGAAAUCACAGAUUUCUCCAAAGGAGUUGAUAUUAAGACUGAAGGCAACAAAACCCAGCUGAUCUUGAAGAAUGCAGAGAAAGAAGACUUUGGGAUCUUCUCUGUCUCUGUCACCAACACAGAUGGAGUUUCCGCCAGCCUUUCAAUCAGCCCUGAUGAAAUGAAAAAGCUUGUGAAACACAGCUAUGACGUCAGACACCCAAUCAUCCCACUGAAGUCAGAGUUGGCCUAUAAAAUUUUGGAGCAAGGCAAAAUGAGGUUCUGGCUGCAGGCUGAGGAGAUUUCCCCCAACGUCACCUACAAAUUCUUUGUUAACGACAAGGAAAUGUCUGGAGCUGAUUCCAUCAAGAUGGGCCAUGAUGUGUCUGCGGGCGUCAUUGAGUUGAUCAUGGACCACUUUGCUGAAGAGAAUGAGGGGACAUACACCUGCCAGAUUAUAGAUGGCGGCGGCAAAGCACAGAGCUCACUGGUGCUCAUUGGAGAUGUUUUCAAGGCUGCGCUGGCUGAGGCUGAAUACCAGAAGAGAGAAUACAUCAGAAUCAAGGAGGGCCCCCACUUCAGCGAGUUGUUGUCCCUUCACGUGGGAGACGACUGCUCAGUCACACUAGUGUGCAAGGUCGCCAACUUGAAGAAAGACUCCGAGUUCGACUGGUUCAGAGAAGAUGCAGAAAUAAUUCCUGACGUGAAGCCUGACCUGGCAUCAGGAGUCUGUAAAUUGGCAAUUAAACUGUUUUCUCUGAAAACAUCCGGGCUUUACAAGGCCACCAUCAGCGAUGAUAGAGGAAAGGAUAUGAGCCAAAUUGACAUUUCUGGAAAAGUUUUUGAAGAGGCCAUAAACCAGAUCACCCGACUGGCUGGGGUGAGUGCGCAGGAGCUCGUGAUCCAGUGCACAGCCACCGGCAUUCAGCUGCAGUGUCCCAUGAAGUAUUACACUCCAGAGAUGAACAUCGUCUGGUACCACGGUGACAAAAAACUCUGCCACAGUGACAAGAUUGUGAUAGGAGGAACACCUGCGAUGGCAACAAUGGAGGUGAUUGAGCCAACUGAAAGGGACAAAGGGAAAUACUCGAUUGUGAUCACCGACCCUGAAGAUUCACACAAGCACACGCUGGACCUCAACGGUGAAGUUUAUGACAAGGCAUACGCUGAGUUCCAGAAACUCAAGGCUUUGGCGUAUGCUGAAAAGAACCGCGGUAAGGUGAUUGGAGGUCUGCCUGACGUCGUCACAAUUAUGGAAAAGAAGACGCUGAGUUUGACGUGCACAGUGUGUGGGGAUCCCAAACCUCAAGUCUCCUGGCUAAAGAACGGAGUAGAGGUUCAGCGUGAUGAUCAGUAUGAGAUCUCUCUGGACCAGGGCAAGUUUGCCAGUCUGACAAUCAGAGGCGUUUCCAUGGAGGAUUCAGGCAAAUAUUCCAUGAUUGUUCAGAACAAAUACGGAGGGGAAUCCGUGGAUAUUGUGGUCUGCGUGUACCGCCAAGGUGAGAAAAUCCCAGAGGCAAAUCCUACCGUGACAGCUAAAACAAUUAUCCCUCCCAAGCUGCCCAUUGAAAUGCCUCAAACGGUGACCCAGCCGGCCCCCUCGGCUCCAAGCCCCUCUCCUCCCAGGGCAGCACCUGGAAGAGGAGUGAAGAGUCCCACCCCUACCCGAAGGGUGUUUUAAAAAAAAAAUAAAAAUCACAAACACAUUGGCAAAUGUGCUCAUUUCUAUUCGAAACAUUUUCUCAAAAUUAAACAGAGUGAAUUCUGUGAUAUUAAUUAGAGAGUUGGAAAGUCUCUACCGGUUAUU